GUCAAGACAAUGAAAGCAACCUUACUGGCAGCUGUCAAGAAGCGCUUCAGUGACGUCGAGACCAACCCACUGUACUUCAUCUCCACCAUACUUGACCCAAGGUAUAAAGAUCGCUUCUUCUCCAACAACACUGCUCCGGAGGCCAAGCUGCACCUGAAGCAGGAGCUGCAGAUGAUGUCCAGAGCUGAGGCAGAGGGGAGUUGGGCAGAAGCUGCAGAACUUCCUGCUAAACUGUUCCUCAAGGCCCAGGCCAGCACUAGCAGCAGUCUGGACACUGUAUUUGAAGAAAUCGCUAAGGAGCAGCCCCAGGCAGCACAGCCGCUGGCAGCAGGUGCUGCCAUUGAGCUCGACAUAUACCUCGGAGAGGCCCCAAGCCCUCGUGAAGACAGUCCUCUGAAGUACUGGGGUGUCAACAAAAUCAGGUUCCCCACUUUGGCUAAAAUGGCCCAGAAAUACCUCUCAGCCCCAUGUAGCAGUGUGGAAAGUGAAAGGCUUUUUAGCUCAGUGUCACACAUUAUAGAUGAAAACAGAAACAGGCUGACUUCUGAUAAUGCAGAAAAGCUACUUUUCUUAAAAAAAAACCUGCCACUCACUUUUUCUAAAUAGGCUCCAUUAAGUGAGUCGUCUUAGACUUGAUGUUAAUACCUACCUCAGUUGCACUGACUGCCACAGUUCUAUGUUGGUGGAUGUUGUUAGUUUAUUCAAAUAUUGUGCACUAAAUAGCAAAGAUGUUUAUUAAUGCCCCUUGUGUUGUCCAAAGCGGCAGAGUUUACAACAAACUGAAAAAAAUACUUGAGUUGCACUGUCACUGUUUAAAUUUUUUUUUAUAAUUAUUUAUUCUGUAAUAUGUUGCAUACAACAUGCUUUUCAUUUUAAAUAAAUGUUCUUAAUUCCAAACUAGUCCCUUGUUUUUUUUGUUAAAUUAUAUGACUAAAGUUGUUACCUGUAAAUUUAAAUCAUGUUUUUAUUAAGUACUCGGUAUCGGCGAGUACUGAAAUGCAAGUACUCGUACUCAUUUUCCAAAAAAGUGGUAUCGGUGCAUCCCUAGCAUGUGAGAACAUAGCAUCAGGACAGGAGUGCAUGACAGAAUAACUUAUCUCAAGGUUGUGAACUCAAGUCUCCAUUAUAAAUUGCAACAAAAUUAAAACAUGUAUUAACCACAACUGGCAAAUUAUUAUAAAUGUUUUAAUAUAGUAGAUUUUAAUUUAUUCUAUUGAUAUCAACUGCCAAAUACACAUAAUAAAGAUAUUUAAAUUAUUAUUAUUAUACUGUUUGAAUUGCUUAACAAAGUUAUCAAACAAAACUUAUAAUAAUGCUGAAUACACCUUCUCCUCUAAAAGGUAAGAAAUUAUGGCAUACAUUUCAGAAUCAUUAAAUGA
Molecule: messenger RNA, 1379 nt
Organism: Erpetoichthys calabaricus (reedfish)
Lineage: Eukaryota; Metazoa; Chordata; Cladistia; Polypteriformes; Polypteridae
Product: zinc finger BED domain-containing protein 4-like
Exons: 2
Coding region: 10-606 (198 amino acids)
Molecular function (GO): protein dimerization activity
Source: RefSeq, a predicted model, not a curated record